AGAGAAGAAACAAUGAAAGAGACUUUGUAGAAAAAAUGACUGAAUUUAGUUCACUUGUUCUAAAUCUUCAAAUUCCAUUUUUUACCAAACACACUUCUCUCAUCACUACUCCUUGCGCCAGAACCACUUUUUCCCGCAAACCUCUUUCUCUCUCAAAUCACCGAUCAUCAUCAAAGUCUCAAUCCAUUCAAAUCCAAGCUACAACAGCGUCGAUGGCAGAAGUUGAAGGAUCCACCGAUUCAAUGAAUAAUCUCUUGUUUGUUGAAAUGGGUGUUGGUUACGAUCAACACGGGCAGGAUAUAACUUCUGCUGCAAUGAGAGCGUGCAGGGAUGCUAUUUCUUCUAAUUCAAUUCCCGCUUUUCGCAGAGGUUCCAUUCCUGGUGUCAGUUUUGGUCAGAUGAAAUUGCAGAUCAAGCUAGGGGUCCCUCAUUCUCUCCAACAAUCUCUUGAUAUUGAGAAAGUCAAGUCUGUAUUUCCCUAUGGAAAAAUUUUGAAUGUUGAAGUUGUGGACGGUGGUUUGAUAUGCUCAAGUGGGGUGCUUGUGGAAGAGAUGGGUGACAAGAAUGAGGAUUGCUACAUUGUUAAUGCUGCUGUUUAUGUCGGUUAUUAACUGACUCCUGAUAUUGAUAAUUGAUAGCUUCUGUUGUAUAAUGAAUUGUACAUUUCGAUAUUACAAUGCCAUGGUUCUUGUUUGGUCGUCAUAUAUGCCAUUGCCAUAGUGCUGAACUAAUAUAGCAUGACAUAGUGAUAUAUGCUAAAGCAUACCCAUAUCAUA
Messenger RNA from Trifolium pratense (red clover), 776 nucleotides. RefSeq lists its product as uncharacterized. Lineage: Eukaryota; Viridiplantae; Streptophyta; Magnoliopsida; Fabales; Fabaceae. The coding region runs from base 36 to 611 and encodes 191 amino acids. The record is from RefSeq and is a predicted model, not a curated record. The transcript has 4 exons.